Molecule: messenger RNA, 953 nt
Organism: Etheostoma spectabile (orangethroat darter)
Lineage: Eukaryota; Metazoa; Chordata; Actinopteri; Perciformes; Percidae
Product: mesoderm posterior protein 1
Exons: 1
Coding region: 222-953 (243 amino acids)
Biological process (GO): heart morphogenesis; somite rostral/caudal axis specification; mesoderm formation
Cellular component (GO): nucleus
Molecular function (GO): RNA polymerase II cis-regulatory region sequence-specific DNA binding; protein dimerization activity; DNA-binding transcription factor activity, RNA polymerase II-specific
Source: RefSeq, a predicted model, not a curated record
UGGGACCCCCUGGCCUAGGUGUCAGCCCUGCUUCCAGAGCUUCUCAGGACCAGAGGUGGCUGCUGGAGGUGCAACUUCACACCUCCCAACACAUAUAUGGAGCAGCCUGCCUGGUCCUCCUCACUAUCCUCUGCCUGCCUUACCAGCAAGACACUGACCACUCACAGCUCAGGGAAGAGCUUCCAACCACAGCGCCGACUACAACUACAACAGCAGCAGCUAUGGAGGUGUCCUACUGCUAUCCUCUCCAGCUCCAGGACAACUCCUUCCUGUUUGACUGCGAGUCCUUGCUGGACAAAUCCUAUGAUCCUCUUGCCUACGAUCCAGCCUUGGACCCGGGCUACUCCAGUGCUGGCAGCAGCCUGUCUCCCACCUCUUCUGUGGACUCCUUCUGCUUCUCCCCUACCUCCCUCCAGACUGCCGGAAAUGAACAAAACAUAUUGGACAGCAUUGUCUUUAAAAGCCCUGCAACGCCUCGUCAUACCAACGAGACACAGACUCUACCCUGCUCAAGAUCCUCCAAUCCAAACACCUCCACCACAAAGAAAUCCAGAUCCAGGUAUCCGGGGAAGAAGCGCCAGACAGCCAGCGAGAGAGAAAAGCUGAGGAUGAGGGAUCUGACCAAGGCCCUGCAACACCUCAGGACGUACCUGCCGCCCUCAGUGGCGCCAGCCGGACAGACCCUGACCAAGAUCGAUACGCUGCGCCUCACCAUCCGUUACAUCUCUUACCUGUCGGCUCAGCUGGGCCUCAGCGAGGAGGUGCUGGAACAGAGGUCCUCAGGUUUUGUGGAGCAGCCCCGAAACCUGAGCCAGUUCCUGGGUCAGCCAACAGCCAGCUACAGCCCACAAGAACCAGACUGUAACUCCAUGAGCCCAGCCCAGCUGUCCUCUCUGCAGCACUCAUAUCAGGUACGUUCAUAUCGUGGUCAUACAAUUCCACACAUUUCAUAG